This is a messenger RNA of Penicillium taxi, 1131 nucleotides long. Its product is annotated as ERF4 family protein. Gene Ontology annotation, biological process: peptidyl-L-cysteine S-palmitoylation; protein targeting to membrane. The transcript is spliced from 2 exons. Gene Ontology annotation, cellular component: extrinsic component of endoplasmic reticulum membrane; endoplasmic reticulum palmitoyltransferase complex. The coding region runs from base 1 to 1131 and encodes 376 amino acids. NCBI's taxonomy places the organism in Eukaryota, Fungi, Ascomycota, Eurotiomycetes, Eurotiales, Aspergillaceae. The record is from RefSeq and is a predicted model, not a curated record.
AUGUCAAUGUCUCUCACCCGAUCGAAGGAAGUCGCAUCGCGUUCUAAUCUCCCAGGCCAAUACUCCUUUAGUCUUUCCACCAUUCGCGCCCCCGUGGAAGCGUCGUUUGUCAAAGCACAGCGACGGCAGCGUUCGGAACCGUCGUCGCUCCCUGCCCAUCAGCCUCCCUCAGUUCGACUCGCAAACCCUGUCAAUUACGUCCCUCGAAUUACUCCGAUCACUCCAUUCUACCCAUCAGACGAAAACCUUCUUCGUCCCCAGCGGGACGCAUACCCCCUCCUCAGCGUUUCCGAGCGUCAGCUCAGUCGCUUAGACGCAUCUCGCAGCAGCCUCUUCGUUGAACACAGCCAGGCUGAGUCCGACAGUAGGCACAACAGUAUCGGGCUGCCUCUUCGCCAGCGGCGCAGUGAGCAUUCUCCCCGGAUAGAAGAUAUGGCGGCUACGGAAACUGGUAGCCUGCGACCACCAGGGGAUGUAAAUCUCACAUAUACACAAAACCGGCCGCGUCAUGUCCAGUCGCAAACCUCUCUGCGAUCGCAGUCGCAAAUCGCAUCUAUUCCAUCUAAUACGGGUCCGGUCCCCCCUGAUGUCGCUCAGGACCUGGCGUGGGGACCUGCCCAUCCGUGUUUCCCUCACUUUAACCCACAUGUACCCAUUGGGUCGCAAGAAUAUCUUACCACUCGAGUCAUUCGCAUUCGGCGUGACUGGAUGAUCAGCGGUGAUCUGGCGCCCACGUUUUCAAAUCUGUACCCCGAGAUCCUGGACCCACUACUCUCCGAGCAAGAGUUCCGCAUCGUGAUCUCCACUAUUAACGAGAGUUUGGUGAAAGCCUUUAACCCCUUCAGCCUGCACAAUUGGCUUGACGGGUUACUCGGACUUCUCACUGGCUGGAUUUGGGACGAUCUGAAUGCUCCUGGCAUCAAAAGUCAACUCCAACGCGUGGAGAAAUGGAUCGAGGAUUGGAAUCGGGAGGUAGGCUCCAGAGAUGGAGUUCACAUAUGGAGUCUACGGCGUACGGCCUACAUGUCUAUUGACAUACAGAUCCCAGAUCCUCAAGUUGGCAUGGCAGCCAGCGAGGGACCUUCCGUACCCAACACAAGACCCAGCAGUGGGGUUGGUCUUGGAAAUUGA